AUGUCAUAUGCUGAACCUGGUUCAACACCAUCCCAAGAAGUAUCAUCUCAAAAUUCCUCUAAACCAAAUUAUAGGGGGAAAACUGAUCCAAGCUGGGGGCAUUGUAGACAAGUUAUUGAAGAUGGAAAAGCUGUUAUAAUAUGUCAGCAUUGCAAUAAAGUUAUCAGAGGAGGAGGGAUUAAUCGGUUGAAGAGUAAUUUGGCCGGAGAAAAAGGGCAAGUUGAGCCAUGUAAAAAGGUUCCAGCCGAGGAAAUGUUUGAUGCUGUGUGUAACAUGGGUGCAGGUUUUAAAGCUCCAACCAUGCAUAUGUUACGUGGUGCUUUACUAGAUAGUUGGGUUGAUGAGGUCCAUAAUCUUGUUGAGAGUUAUCGCAAUGUUUGGCAACACACCGGAUGCACUAUUAUGGCGGAUGGUUGGACUGAUCGGUGUAGGCGAACUCUUAUUAAUUUUCUUGUUUAUUGUCUUAAAGGAACUAUUUUUUUGAAGUCUGUGGAUGCUUCUCAUGCUUCUAAAACUGCAGAUUUAUUAUUUCAGUUUUUCAAAGAAGUUGUGCUAUUUGUUGGGCCUGAAAAUGUUGUUCAAUUUGUGACUGAUAAUGCUGCCAAUUAUGUUGCUGCGGGAAGAUUAUUAGAGGCUGAGUUUCCCAAGAUCUUUUGGUCUCCUUGUGCUGCUCAUUGUAUUAAUUUGAUGUUACAAGACAUUGGCAAGUUAGAGGAAGAGGGUGAGGCCGUGACACAUGCUUCAAAAAUUACGAAGUAUAGCAUAUUGGCUCAAAAAGAUGCAUUAAGAUCAAUGGUAACAUCAAGAGAGUGGACACUUUCAGCCUAUUCUAAGGAUGUCAAGGCUAAAAGAUUUGUUGAGCAAGUCUUAGAUUCUAGAUUUUGGAAAGAGUGUGUUGACAUUGUGAAAGUUACUGAGCCACUUGUGCGGCUGUUACGUCUUGUUGAUAGCGAAGAGAAGCCUUCCAUGGGUUAUCUUUAUCAGGCCUUUUAUAAAGCAAGAGAGGAGAUGAUCAAAAGGUUUCAAAGAAAAAAGAGAAAGGUGGAGCCAUACUUGAGAAUCCUAGAUAGCCGAUGGGAUUCACAACUUCGUAAAAAUUUGCAUGCUGCAGGAUAUUGGUUAAAUCCAGGAUGUCAUUUCAAUUCUGAGGAGUUUCAAAAACACGAAUUGACAACGUCUGGUCUUUUAGAUGUUAUUGAGAGGCAUGCAUAUCAGGAUGUGGAUUUGCUAUCCAAUUUAACGGCUGAGAUGAGAAUAUUCAGAGAAUCUGAGUUUGAUUUUGGAAGGCAAGCAGCUAUUUGGGAACGAAAUAAAGUUAUGCCAGAUAAAUGGUGGGAAACAUAUGGCUUGGGUGCACCAAACUUGAGAAAAUUGGCUAUUCGUGUCUUAAGUCAAACUUGUAGUGCCUCUAGUUGCGAGCGAAAUUGGAGUGCAUUUGAGCAUAUUCAUUCAAAUAGGAGAAAUCGGUUAGAACAUAAAAGGUUGAAUGAUCUUGUCUAUGUUCGGUACAACUUAAAACUCCAACAAAGGUAUUAA
Molecule: messenger RNA, 1536 nt
Organism: Gastrolobium bilobum
Lineage: Eukaryota; Viridiplantae; Streptophyta; Magnoliopsida; Fabales; Fabaceae
Exons: 4
Coding region: 1-1536 (511 amino acids)
Molecular function (GO): protein dimerization activity
Source: RefSeq, a predicted model, not a curated record